CCUACCUGUCCCUUCCCGGCAAGGCCGGUUGGGUGUGGCCUCACCACACGCAGACAGCGUCCCUUUCACUUGUCUGAAGCAGAGUGUAGCUCCCCACCUCAAGCAGACCCCCAACACACACACUCACAUCUGGUCUCAGCUCAGGGCCUCCUGGGGGGAAGCUGGGAGGGUAGGGGAAACUGGGGGCUGGGGUGGGCGGUGCCUUUGCCAAGCCCCCUCCCCUAGCCCUGCACUGUCACCCAGCCUGGAAACCCAAGGGCUCUGCUGGGGACAGGGCUGGGGUCCCAUACAUGGGGGCGCCCUGUAACAUUCCCUUGGGGCCCUAGACUCCCCGCCGAUGCCCCACUCUUUCCCCCUUUGGCCUCUUUCAGCUCCGGGUAGGGGUCUGGCUGGGGGCCCCCUUCAUCCCAAGUGUCUGGGGCUCCAACCCCAGCUGCCAAGUGACCUUGUCCCAGCGUCCUGUCCCCAAGUGAGCUGCGUGAGUGGUGCGUGUCUGUGCGAGCUUUAUUUCAUAUUGCAAAUACAAUAAAGGAAACCGUUGACAACUGCUGGUGCUGCAGGCUGAGUGAGGGGCACAGGGCGGGGCCGAAUGAGAUAGCCACAGUGGUUUCUUCUGGGGCUGCAAGAUCGCUGCUCCCUUUCCCAAGGAAUCAUGUCCCCAGUUCUCCCCUGGGGGAGGGGCGACAACUUCUGCCCAGAACAGGAAGGGGUUUCUCCGGGCAGGAAGUGAGCCCAGCAACCUCUUCAAGUUCAAGCUGAGUCCUGGCACCCGGUCUUGGGUGACUUCCAGUCCCACAUGUCCCCAUCACACGAUGCAGGCUUAAGGCCAUACAGCUGACGAACGCACAGCCCCCACAAGUGAGACAACCGACUGAGGAAUAAAGCCCUACAUAGCACAGGGGUGGUGGUCUCAGUUUCCUUCCAGACCCUAAUAGCCCCUGCUGCAUUGUGGGGCUUGUGGGGCUUGUCGACGCCUGGACUGUCCAUCUCAGCCCUACAACUAAACAGCCGGUGGCUGUCCUCUGAGCCCAUGUUCUCCCGGUGACACGGGGCCACCUGCCUGACUUUGAGGUCAUGAGCUCACCCUGUUCACUGCCUGUGCUACACAUUGAGGCGCAGCUGUGUGCACGUGGGGAUCAACCUUGGUGUCCUUUGAAAGCCUGAAACUAGAAAACAAAGAAGUUGCUGCAGGGUCAGUGUGGAAACCUCAGUGUUGGUCAUACCCGUGUGCAGACUGGCCCUGGUGACCAGCGUUGUCCUCAUGAGCCUCAAGGACAAGGCCCCUGAGGCCAGUGAGAACAGCUGCAGCUCACUCUAUGUGUGCCCCGUCUUCAUGCCUUGAGUACUUGUAGGGGGAUGUCUGGGGCCGUGGGCUCAGAGGGGCUUGGGGACGAAAGAUGGGAUCCUGAGGACGGCAGAUGGUGUUGGAGGGAGUCUGUACUCACCCCCCAGGGCAGCGAGUGGAGAGGGGUCUGCUAAGUCAGGCACUGUCCUCCCUGCCGGCAGUGUGACCGCCUGUGGGCUGGGAGGUAUGAAUUGCACCCCCUCUGCCUCUGUGGGGGGACCUGUGAACCUUGCCCCAUUCCCUUUUGAUUGAUUGGCAACUAGAUAGUAGCGGGUUCCACCUCAUGGCCCCCUGACAGAGAGGAGGAGACCAGGCAGGGGAGGAGUUGCAGGUUCGGGAGGGAGGGAUUACUGGAUCCCACUGGGCAUGUUAUCAGCCAGUGCCAGGCUGGGCUGUGUCAGGGCUGGGGGUGGCAUCUCUCUGGGCCCUCUUAUCAGCCCCAGAGUCCACAGGACGCUCGUCCAGGUUAACGUGUAACUAUGCACCCUCCCCUUCACCCCCCCCCACCAAAGCCACCAGUGCUCAGGCAGAGGUGACGGGGGUGUGAGAAACCAGCAUGGACACCAGGGGAAGGGGGCCACCCCGGGAGCCUGGCCUUGCAGUCCACAACGUACACAUCGGCAGGUGGCUCAGCCCCUUCUUCCUCACCUGCACUAUCUACUUCCUCCUCUGGAACCCUGAGGACCCACCAUCCCCGCUUCAUGCCCUGGUCAAAUGUCUGCCCGUGCUCAGCCUGGCUGUGUGCCUGCGGGCCUUGUCCCCCAGCAGGAGCUACACUGCGCUCGUGCAGGGAGCCUUGCUGUGCUCGGCUGUGGGAGACAUCUGCCUCAUCUGGCCUGACGCCUUCCUGUACGGUGAGCGGGCCACAUCAUGACACCUCUCGGGGACCUAAUUUAAGAUGCUCUACAGAGGAGUUGAGCAGCACUGGGGCUCAGGGGAGACUUUUUGGUGGAGCACGUACCACUAGCCAGGUGGUGAGCGGGUUUCAAAGGCAGCAACUGCCAGGACAGACAAAACUACCUGCCCUCAUGGAGCUGGCAUCCCAGUGUGGGGGACCAGAGUAUGAUGUUAGGAGGCAGUAAGUGCCACGGAAGGAGCCCUGGUGGCACAACACUUGAGCCCUCAGCUGCUAGCUGAAAGGUCAGUGGUUCAAACCCACCCAGUGGCUCCACUGGAAAAAGAUCUGGUGAUCUGUUCCCAUAAAGAUGACAGCCUAGGAAACCCUAUGGGGCAGUUCUCUGUCACACGGGUCACUAUGACUCAGAAACGACUCAACUUCAUACAACAACAAGGGGCAUGGAGAAUUAAGAUUGACCAGGGGCAGGGUUGGUAUGCAGUGUUAAAUAUAGUAAUCGGGAAUGGCUUCCAUGAGAAGGUAGCAUCUGGGCAAAGUCCUGAAGGAACGGAUGGAGCUAACCACAGGCGUAUCUGGGGGUGGGGCCUUCCAGGCAGAGAGACUAACACGUGCAAAGUCCCUGAGGUAGGUGCGGUCCUGGUGACUGUCUAAAGAGGUGGCUGGGGCAGAAGGUGUGGACCUUGUAGGCCACAGUCAGUAAAGAUAACUGGGUGCUCUCUUGGGGUGUCAUGGGGGUGGGUGGAGGGUUUAGAGCAGGGGAGCAUGAUUUGGUGUGCAUUUUAAGAUAUCCCCAACUGCCGGAGGUUCCUGGGUGGUACAACUGGUUUGUACCACUGACCGGUUGGUGGUUCAAACUCACCCAGUAGCUCUGUGGAAAAAAGUUCUGACAAUCUGCUUCUGUAAAGGUUACAGCCAAGGAAGCCCUGUGGAGCAGUUCUACUCUGACACACAAUAGGGUUGCCAUGAGUCAGAAUUGAUGACAACAGUUUUUAUUUAUUUUGUUUUUUCUGACUGCUGUGUUGAAAACCGACUGGGAGGCAAGGGCAGUUGGGCAACACUGUAAUCCCAGCACGAGAUGAUGGUGGCAGGGAUUGGGCGGGAGCAGGGCCCUCCCUUCAGGUUUGUGUGGUGGUGGUGGCCCAGGGGAAGAGGAAAAGUGGGGAGAAUCAGGAGGACUUACGGACCACCACCCUCACUGGGCGCCCAACCCCUCUUACAGGCAUGGUUGCCUUUGCCACAGCCCACCUCCUCUACCUCGCGACCUUCGGCUUCUCCCCACUGCAGCCGGCCACCCUACUGCCCGUUGCCCUGGCCUGUAUUCCAUACUAUGGCCUCCUGCUGCCACACCUGCCCCCGGACAAGGCCCUACCUGUGGCAGCCUACGCCCUCCUGCUGGCUGCAGUGCUGUGGCGUGGCCUGGUCUGGGGAGGCAGUGCCGGCCUGGGAGCUCUGCUCUUCACAAUCUCAGAUGCUGUGCUGGCCUGGGAUGCCUUUGCCCAGCCCCUGCCCCACGCCCACUUGGUGGUCAUGACCACCUACUAAGCUGCCCAGGCUCUCAUCACUCUGUCAGCCAUCAGUGGCCCCAGGCACAAAAGGAACUGACCUUGCCCUGUCCAUUCCCCUCCCCUGCUGCCAGGAUACUUGGGCUUCUUGGACCUCCUAUCCCAAGAGGAGUCCCAUGGAGCGUACUUCUGGACUCCUGCCUGUGGGCACAGCGGGCUCAGAACAUUGGGUACUGUUUGUGAAAUUCCCUUUCUACCAUAGAGUUCCAGAAAUCUCCCUUCAGUUCCAUGUUCAGGUUCCAGACCCCUCACCAGACCCACAGCUUGCCUCUCCAUCCCUCUGCCUCCUCCCCUGGCUCUAAUCUAUUUUUUCACUAAGUAAAGUGGGUAUUGAAAUGGCAAUAUCUCAUUAUUUUGGGAGGGAUGUGGUCACAAUUAAUGGCACCAAGUGUUUAUUAAGUGCUGACUGUGACCCAGGCCCAGCAUCCAGGGCUUAUGGAACAUGUUACAGAAUUCUCCCCACAGCCCUAUGAUGUGGGAGGUUCAUGAUUCCCAUUUUACAGGGGAGAAUUUAAAGAGCUGAUGCCCACAGGAGACUGGUCACAUAUCACAUUAGGGGAGGAGAGGGUUGGGGAGGCGAGGAGACUCAAACAUGAAGAGGCCUUCCAGGAGGGGGUGGGUGGCAAGGGGGUAGGAACAGAGCACUCUGGUUUUGUGGGCUCUACCUUGGCUGUCUGCCCUUGUCAAGCUGUUUCUCCUAUCUGGGCCUCAGGUUCUGCAUCUGUAGACAUGAGGGGUCACAACUACACUCCAAGGCCCCAUGGCACUCAGCUUCUACAGUCCAUGAUGUGCGUUUGAGGACUUUUACAGCAGAGAGGAGACUUCGGCAUUCCAUGAAGUGCACUUAAGAACUCUUAUAACAAAGAGGAGGCUUCUACAUGCCAUGAGGUGUAUUUAGGGACUCUUAUGACAGAGAGAGGACUUCUACAUUCCAUGAUGUGCAUUUGGGGACUCUUAAGCGGAGAGGAGAGUUCUACAUUCUGUGAAGUGCACUUAUGAACUCUUAGAGCAGUGAGGAGACUUCUACAUUUCAUGAUGUGCAUUUAGGAACUCUUACAGCAGAGAGGAGACUUCUGUAUUCCGUGAUGUGUAUUUAGGGACUCUUACAGUGGAGAGGAGACCUCUACAUGCCAUGAUGUGCAUCUGGGGACUCUUAGAGCAGAGAGGAGACCUCUACAUGCCAUGAUGUGCAUCUGGGGACUCUUACAGCAGAGAAGAUACAAGAGCAUAGAGAACUCCUGUAGGUGUGAUGGUGCAGAGAUAGGAGGAAAAGUGGAUAGUCUGAGUAAAGGAGGACAGAGGAUGAAGGUGAGGAGAGAACUCUACAGUUGAAACUAGGAGGAUAGCCCAGCAAAAAGAACUUCCCGGGGAAGGGUCACAGCAGGAGGUGAGGAUCUGAAAGGGUAGAUUCUUAUGCAUGAAACCUUUACUUCCUCCUCUUCUCCUUCCCUUCCUCAUCUCAGGCCACACAAAAAGGCUAGGAAAGGUGAAACUCUGCAGAGUAACUUUGAGCAGGAGGAAGGAUUGGGUCUGGAGACAUGAGUGGGGUGGUGGUCAGUCAAGGGGCCUGGGGAUGCCUGCUGCUGUUGGUGAGUGCUCCCCACCGGACUGGGCUCCAGGGUCUGGGGAAGGGGCUGGAGGGAAGAGGGGCUGGGGACUGGAAAUCUGAGUUUUGGAAGAAUAGGGAGCUGGAAACACAGACUUCUAAGUCUGAGGAAGGAGGUGUCUGGGACUCUGACUCCUAGGUCUGAGCGAAUGGGCUGGGGGUCCAAAUUCCUGGGUUUGAGGGAGGAAGGGCUGGGGUUCAGGACUCCUGGGUCUGAGGGGGGAGGGCCUGUGGUCCCAGAAGGCUGGUUCCUCAAGUGAACCCACACAACCCUCACACCCAGGCCCAGUCGUGCCUGCGCCCAUCCUGCUGUCUCUCCUCUCUGAAUCGGUCUCCCUACAGCCCUGGUCUGAUUCUUGUCACUCGUGUUUCUCAAAAGCAGAACUCCACUGGGUGCCUGUGCAUCCUUCUCCCCCUCCUUGUACUUCUGGGAGGAGCUGACCCUGGAUGACCUGUGGCAGGACACAGGCCUGGGGAGAGGGGCAGAUCUCUAGGGUCCCCUUCUUUCUCAGGCCAGGUUGGCUCCUUGGAAUGAGCGGGGAGGGGGAUUCAGUGACCCUUCCCAUCCCGGUCUCACCUCCCAGACUCUGAGUCUGACUCCCCACCUGGACUCUCCCCAGGCCCUCUGCACCAGGGUGGACGCCACAACAACUGGUGAGUGACCCGCAUAGGGAAGAACGAGGAAGGAACAGGCAGGGGAUGCAGUAAGAUUCCCUCCCCUGCUCACACCAGACCCUUCUCCCCAGCCCAGUCAGAAACUUAACUAUGGAGCUUCAGACCACUAGCUCUGUCACGCUGAGCUGGGUGGCCUUGAGGUCCCCGAAUCCCAAACCUACUUGUCUUAGUUAUCUAGUGCUGUUGUAACAGAAAUACCACAAGUGGAUGACUUUAACAAUCAGAAAUUUGUUCUCUUAACAGUUUGGGAGGCUAGAAGUCUGAAUUCAGAGUGCUAGCUCCAGGGGAAGGCUUUCUCUCUCUGUUGGCUCUGGGGAAAGGUCCUUGUCAUCAAUCUUCCCCUUGUCUAGGAGCUUCUCAGUGUGGGGACCUUGGGCCCAAAGGACAGGCUGUACUCCUGGCACUUCUUUCUUGGUGGUAAUGAUGCCCCCCUGUCUCUCUGCUCCCUUCUCUUUCGUAUCUCAAAAGAGAUUGACUCAAAAUACAAUCUAAUCCUGUAGAUUGAGUCCUGCCUCAUUAACAUAACUGCCUCUAAUCCUGCCACAUUAACAUCAUAGAGGUUAGGAUUUAAAGCACAUAGGAUGAUCACAUCAGAUCACAAAAUGGAGGAUGACCACACAAUCCUGAGAAUCAUGGCCUAGCCAAGGUGACACACAUUUUUGGGGGACACAAUUCAAUCAGUCCAUAACACUACUUCUACUGGGUCCAGUGUCCUGGGGCAGCCAUGGCUGAAAACCAGGUGAUAUUAUGCACUACAGAUUAGUAAGUAAGCACAAUUAAGACCGUGCAUACCUUGCUUGGAAACCCAGGUGGCAUAGUGAUUAAGUGCUAUGGCUACUAACCAAAAGGUCAGCAGUUCGAAUCCACCAGGCUCUCCUUGGAAAUUCUAUGAGGCAGUUCUACCCUGUCAUAUAGGGUCAUUGAGUUGGAAUCGACUCGACAGCAAUGGGUUUGGUUUUGGUAUACCUUGUUUAUUGGGUAAUCCA
Loxodonta africana (African savanna elephant) is the source of this 7030-nucleotide messenger RNA. It is a transcript of the gene TMEM86B, whose product is annotated as transmembrane protein 86B. Bases 1902 to 2219 code for a protein of 105 amino acids. NCBI's taxonomy places the organism in Eukaryota, Metazoa, Chordata, Mammalia, Proboscidea, Elephantidae. Gene Ontology annotation, cellular component: membrane. Gene Ontology annotation, molecular function: alkenylglycerophosphocholine hydrolase activity. Gene Ontology annotation, biological process: ether lipid metabolic process. The record is from RefSeq and is a predicted model, not a curated record. The transcript is spliced from 2 exons.